AUGCUGUCAAUCUGGAGGUUGGGGUGCUGUAGGGGACCCGGGCUGGGUCUGGUUCGGGGUCAGUGGGCGUCCUGGGGCUCCCGCACGUAUAGUAGCCGUGGCCCGGGACAGGGCUGGAGGAGCCGGAACAGAACCGUCCUGACCUACGUUACCGCAGGAGCUGUGGGUAUGGUGGGAAUGUCCUACGCUGCUGUGCCCCUCUACCGGCUCUACUGCCAGUCUUCAGGUCUCGGUGGAGCCGCAGUAGCCGGACACUCAGACCAAAUUGAGUCUAUGGAGCCUGUGAAGGAUCGAGUCAUUAAAGUCACAUUUAACGCAGAUGUGCACGCCAGCCUGCACUGGAACUUCCGACCUCAGCAAACCGAGAUCUAUCUGGUUCCGGGUGAAACUGCGUUAGCAUUUUAUAAAGCAAAAAACUCCACGGAUAAGCCGGUCAUUGGAGUUUCCACCUACAAUGUCAUCCCUUAUGAAGCUGGACAAUAUUUCAACAAAAUACAGUGCUUCUGUUUUGAAGAGCAGAGACUGAACCCCCACGAGGAAGUGGACAUGCCUGUGUUCUUUUUCAUUGACCCGGAAUUUGACGAUGACCCCAGGAUGGCAUCCGUGGACAAUAUUAUGUUAUCGUAUACGUUUUUUGAAGCCAAAGACGGACACAAACUGCCAGUUCCAGGAUAUAAUUGAUCUCGGACUAGAGUUGCUGGCUGCUGCUGCUGUCCAAAGACUGAUCCGUGUUUAAUCAGUGGGAAGAAAUAUUUAAAGAUUCUAGAUUUUUAUAUGUAAAUAAAUUAUACAAAUACAGGGGCGUCAUCUC
Molecule: messenger RNA, 811 nt
Organism: Nanorana parkeri
Lineage: Eukaryota; Metazoa; Chordata; Amphibia; Anura; Dicroglossidae
Product: cytochrome c oxidase assembly protein COX11, mitochondrial
Exons: 4
Coding region: 1-681 (226 amino acids)
Cellular component (GO): mitochondrial inner membrane
Molecular function (GO): copper ion binding
Source: RefSeq, a predicted model, not a curated record